AUGCUCCCCAUCACGACCUGCUUCGUUGCAGGAUUACAGUAUCUUCUUCAUCCGACGAAAUUAGGAACCAUUCAAGAAACCAUUAACCCGGAUGCUCUCAUUCCGGUUACGCUGCUCACCACGGAUGAAAUCUUUGGUGACCUCGAAGGUGUUUUGAGCUUAUUCGAUAAUGUCGAUGAUGUUUUUGUUCCAGAUUUUGGAUCCAUUCUUGUGGAAAAGACUGGAAGUAAUAGUAGCCGUGUUCAAGACGCGCGGCAAGUCUACCACAUGGACUUGAUCAAUACCCUAGAAGGCUUUUCCGAACUGCCGUCAGGUCCUUAUUUUCUUCACGGCCCGAAUCUUCACCAAGCAUGGCGGUUGUAUGAUGAUGAAUAUGGUUCUUUUACCUUUGGUGUUAUUCCCGAUGAUUCUGAUAAACCAGACGAAUACCAACCUCUCACUUCGUCUUCCGUGCAAGGAGACUCAGUGACGGUUCCUGUUCCUUCCAGACUCUAUUAUCCUCAACCCUCUCUCCGAAAACCCUUGUCUGGUGUGCGUGUCUCUAUAGGUGACACGAUUUCUCUGAAAGGCACUCACACUACGUUUUCCAGCCGUGCAUGGAAGUCCCUGUACAAAGAUCCAUCGAGUGCUACAGCUAAUUAUGCUCAACAACUUCUGAAUCAAGGGGCAAUUAUUGUUGGAAAGACCAAGACAGCACAAUUUGGGACAGGCGCAGAAUGGGUCGAUCAGCAGGCUCCGUGGAGUGCAAGAGGCGAUGGCUAUCACAGUACCCAGGGUGGCUCCGUCGGUGCUGCAUCGGCGCUGGUCGGAUACGAAUGGUUGGAUCAUAGUGUUGGGGUAGAUGAUGGCCGAGUAGUAACGGAGAGGGGCGUUUAUCCAUUGAUUCGACCAGCAAACUCAUCAGACGGAGUCAAGACAAUCUCCAAAUUCGACGGAAUGAGGUUGUUCAGUCGGAGUCUGAAAGGACUGCUCGAUCACACAUCAAGUCCCAAAAUAGAGUCAAACGGGAAGAGCUUUGCCCCAAAGGUUAUUAUACCCAUAGACUUGUCAUCACCCAGAGAGACGCAAAAGACAGCCAUCGACAAAUUCGUGUCAAUUCUCCAAGAUCUUUUGGAUGCCAAAGCGGAAUAUAUUAGUAUUAGCAAUACCUGGGACAAAAACCGUCCGGCUGAAGCCGCAAAGCAUGGCAUGCAAAUAUACAUGAGCCAGGCGCCUUUCCGAUCAUGGUGUUACGACUAUUACCACACCUUUGAUGAAUUUAGAGACGAAUAUCAGCAAAAGUUUCAUAAAGAACCCUUUGUUGAGGCCACGCCGCGCUUCCUCUGGGAACAAUGCAAGUCUGUAACGGAAGAGGAACAUCGCGAAGACAUAGAACGACUCGAAGUAUACCGAAAGUGGUUUAAUGAUAAUGUCUUGAACAUCUCAACCACUCCAGAUACCGAAACUCCCAUUCUAGUUCUUCCAUGCGGCGAUGCUCAAGUCAAGCAUCGGAACGAGCCUGUGGCCCCACCAACCAUCUACAAAGGCGUUGAUUCCACGACAUUAGCGCCAGUAUUGGGUGCAAGUAUUUUGUCGUUUCCCUUUACACAAGUACCCUAUAAAUCUGACAUUACUGGCACGACUGAGUAUCAACCGGUGUGUAUUUCGGUCCUGAGUCUUGAAGACGACCAAACAUCACUUAUACGACUGGUCGAGGAAGCCUUGCUGAAAGGACAUGUCCCGACUCAGGUGGAGGUUGGACGAAUGACAUUUCCAGUCAAAAAGUCGGGCCAUUUCGUCAAACACUUGCAAGCUCCCUUGCUGGUUCAAGGUGAACUGUGA
Molecule: messenger RNA, 1821 nt
Organism: Fusarium poae
Lineage: Eukaryota; Fungi; Ascomycota; Sordariomycetes; Hypocreales; Nectriaceae
Exons: 9
Coding region: 1-1821 (606 amino acids)
Source: RefSeq, a predicted model, not a curated record